Elgaria multicarinata webbii is the source of this 1959-nucleotide messenger RNA. It is a transcript of the gene RNF207, whose product is annotated as ring finger protein 207. The transcript is spliced from 17 exons. Gene Ontology annotation, molecular function: transmembrane transporter binding; zinc ion binding; Hsp70 protein binding. Lineage: Eukaryota; Metazoa; Chordata; Lepidosauria; Squamata; Anguidae. Gene Ontology annotation, cellular component: perinuclear region of cytoplasm. The record is from RefSeq and is a predicted model, not a curated record. The coding region runs from base 1 to 1959 and encodes 652 amino acids. Gene Ontology annotation, biological process: regulation of heart looping; regulation of cardiac muscle contraction.
AUGUCUGGCGGGAUUUUCUCCCCCUUGGAGAACCUUUGUGACCUGGACAACGCAAACUGCCACCCGCUGGUGUGUUUUCUGUGUCACGAGCAGUACGAGCACCCGUGCCUCCUGGACUGCUACCACAACUUCUGUGCCAGCUGCCUGCGGGGCCGCGCCAUUGACAGCCGCCUGACAUGUCCUCUGUGUGGCCACCAGUCCAUUGUGAAAGGAAAUGGCCUCCCUCCGGAGGACCGACUUCUGAAGUUCUUGGUGGACAGCUCCGGGGACUGCGAGGAGGAGGCCCACUGUGCAAACUGCGACCUGCAAAGCACGAAGCAGGACUUGGAUGCCAUGUAUUUCUGCAACACCUGCAACCAGCCCCUCUGUGCCAAGUGCCGUGAGGAGACCCAUAAGGCCAGGAUGUUCUCCUGCCACGAGAUUGUCUCACUGACCAAGCGCACCAAAGACAUCCACAAGAAAUGCCCUCUUCAUGAAGAACUCUACAUCAUGUUCUCCACGGAAAAGAAGUCCAUGCUGUGUAUUAACUGCUUCCGGGAUAUGCCAGUGGAGAGCCGGGCGCACUGCAUAGACAUUGAAUCUGCAUACAUGCAAGGCUGUGAAAAGCUGGACCAGGCAGUGAUGGCGGUGAAAGAGCUGCAGACGUCCACGAGGGAGGCGAUUGUGCUACUCAAAGCCUUGAUCGAGGAGGUCCGCAACAGUGCUGACGAAGAGGAGACAUCCAUCAACUCACUCUUCAGCAACAUGCAGGAGAAACUGGCAGAGCAGAAGAAGAUGCUGCUAAAAGUUGUGCAGAGUCAGUAUGAAGAGAAGGAGAAGGCCUUUAAGGAGCAGCUGGCACACCUGGCCUCUUUGCUGCCCACCUUGCAGGUCCAUCUGGUGACCUGCUCUGCUUUUCUCAGUUCUGCCAACAAGGCCGAAUUCCUGGAUUUAGGCUACCAAUUGAUGGAGAGGUUGCAGAAAAUUGUCAAGCUGCCCCAUCGGCUGAGACCUUCCCAAACGAGCAAGAUCAACACCGAAUACAGAGCAGAGUUUGCGCACUGCUUGGAGCCGUUGCUGCUGCUGGCGCCACGCCGUUCCGUCGUGGUGAAUGGGGGGAGCAUCGGACCGGCGCUGAACAACAGUAACCUGAUGUCUGGAGGUCCAUGUUCGAAGACCCUGCUGGUGCCUGGCUGCCCCUCCGCUUGCGAGAAGAUGUCCCUGACGGGUUCCCUGGUCCGGAAGCCAACCAUGCACCGAUACAUCAGCACCAAGGUCCUUCUGGCCGAAGGCAGAGAGACACCGUUUGCAGAACAUUGCCGCAAUUAUGAGAAUAUGUAUCGGACCCUUCAAACGGAGAUUCAGAACUUGAAAGAUCAGAUGCAAGAGUUGCACCGUGACCUCACCAAGCAUCACUCCCUCAUAAAGACAGAGAUCAUGAGUGAGAUCUUGCAGAAAUCUCUCCAGAUGGAUGUGCAAAUUGCCUCCGAGUAUUCGUCGGUGGAGAUGAUGAGGAGUGCGUUUGAAGAGACCUGGGAGGAGACCUAUCAGCGAGUGGCCAACGAGCAAGAGAUUUACGAAGCACAACUCCACGAUCUGCUGCAGCUGAAGCAGGAGAACAGCUACUUGACGACCAUCACCAAGCAGAUUGCCCCUUACGUCCGCUCCAUUGCCAAAGUGAAGGAACGGCUGGAGCCCAGGUUACAGGAAGCAAAAGAGAAGGAUGAACACCCUCCAGAGAGCCUGCUCAAAAUCUAUGAUGACAGCAAGACAACGGUUGAGAUCCAGAACAGCGGCGGCAGCAGCAAAGACCGGGAGCAGUCCUCAGAACCCAAGGCAGAAAGCCAAAUUCUCAGCCCCGCGGCCGAGGACCCCCUGUUGAAAAGCAAAGACUAUUUCAAGAGCAAACAGAAAAGCACGGCUGACAGCCCUCCUCAGCAGGCAGGGCCUCGAGGACAGGAAGAACAGCUCCCGUGUUGA